AUGAUCGGAUCGAUAGCCAUACCUAUCAUACAACAAGUGGUAAGCGACGAUGCUGCAUUCACAUGGAGCGUAAUAUUAUCAUUGAUAUUCCCCACUUACAGUAUCGCUAACAUCUUCACAGCUGUCUACAAUAAUGAGUUUGGUAGACAAGCUUGCGCAAUGCUCGACUGCUCCUCUCCAAUCUUUCAUAAUAGUGCUCAAUGUUGCGGUGACCCUAAAGGUAUGUCUGAGUGA
Strongylus vulgaris is the source of this 234-nucleotide messenger RNA. The record is from the annotation of a GenBank genome assembly. Lineage: Eukaryota; Metazoa; Nematoda; Chromadorea; Rhabditida; Strongylidae.